AUGGCAGCGGAAAAUGGGGACGCGGCAGAAAUCAGGGUAAACAUGGGGGCAGAAAAUGCGGGGACAGGUACGGGGGACGCAUCCGCAUCUGCCACGGGGGAUGGGUCGUCGUCCACCUCCCCCAAAAUCGGGGCCCCCUGGACAUCUUCGACCGAUCACUGGAUCGAACUUUGGGAAGAUCUCACAGAAAACGCCCCAAUUCAAAACGUGGUUUCUUCUGAGGUGGAUAUCUCCCCAGGGAAUGCGAAAUAUCCGGAAUUGGACAACUUGUUCAAACUGCACGAGACGAUAGGACACGGUGGCUUCUCGAAGGUCAAAGUCGCCACGGAUUUAUUCACCGGGGGGAAAGUCGCGAUUAAAAUUGUGAACAAGGAAAAAGUCGGGUCAGAGUUGCAUCGAAUCGAUUUGGAGAUGGAGACCCAUCAGCCUCUCAGACAUCCCCACAUUUGCAAACUUUAUAGCGUUUUCGUCUCUAAAAUUAACAUCUUUAUGAUCAUGGAGUACUGCCCGACCGACCUGUACGAACAUAUCGUGAAACAAGACGACAUUUUGCCGUUGGAUGAAUCGCGUCGAAUCUUUAUCCAACUCAUCGCCGCCGUCGCGUACCUCCACUCGAACGGGAUUGUACAUCGAGAUUUGAAACCGGAGAAUGUCCUCCUGGAUGGAAAAAUGGACGUGAAAUUGGCCGACUUUGGGCUGUGUGCGGUCCCCGGUAAAACCGGGAUUAAUAAGGCAACCUUAUCAACUUUAUGUGGAAGUCCGGCCUACUGUGCCCCAGAAUUAUUAAGAGAGCCACCCUACAUCGGAAGCAAGGUGGACGUUUGGUCUCUUGGCAUCAUGCUUUUCGUCCUGGUGGCCAAGGAGCUCCCAUUUUACUCCAAAAACGUGAAGACUCUCUACCAAAAGAUCAAAGAGGGCACCUACAAAACUCCGGAUUGGGUAUCGGAAAAUGCCAAAGAUUUGAUUGAUCUCAUGCUGCAGCCAAAUGUCAGCUUGCGACCUUCUCUCCAUGCUUUGUGGUCCCAUCCCUGGGUUCAAGAAGGCCAUCUCGACCCAUUCAGCGAACAAAUCCGACAAAGUGAGAUGGAAGAGGAGGAAUCAAAACCGUUGUUAUUCUCAAAAGAGAAGAGUAUGGACGAUGAUGACGAAGGUGACGUAAUGAGGACCCCGUCCCCUCAAAAUGGGGAAGAGCAGGAGAACGUCGUAGCUUAUGUAGAAACUUAUCCCCCGGGAGACGACGGUGAUAAGAUGAAGUUUGGAGACAAUGCGGGGAAAGAAACGGGGAGAAAAAGCCUGAGAAAUGUGUUCACUUGGAUUCAUCACGCAUUUAUCAAGACGACAGAUACCGUGAGGAAAUGCAUGCCAUCGCUUCGAUGCGGAAAUCGGACCGAUGUUGGGACAAUGGACAAACCUAAAUUUGAUGGAUCUUCUACAGAAAAGAGGAAUAACGGGCUGGAGGAGACAUCCGUAGAAAACUGGGAUGACGGUGCCGGAGAGAAAGUACAACCUGGAGGAGGAGAAAGCAAGUGAGCAAUGGUCUGAUGUAUGUAAAUCUGAAAAAAUGAGGUGACCUGUCCAGUCCUCCCCAAAAAGUGGACGUUUGAAUGAAAUCCCUUCUCAUCCUCGUGUCAAAAAUGUGUCCAACGCGUCAGUCAUCUCAUCUCAUCUGCAAAAUAAUGCAUGUCGAGCUUUCUUUCCUCUACAUUUCAUAGAAAAUCCGAAAAUGUUGAGACGAUGGGAAGCAACGCAACACAGAGACAAAUCUGGAACGCAAGUACAGUAAAUCCCAGCAGAAAGCAAACAAAUGUAAAUUGUGCGAGCUAAAUUUGUUGUAACAAAAUAA
This is a messenger RNA of Folsomia candida, 1843 nucleotides long. Its product is annotated as maternal embryonic leucine zipper kinase. Gene Ontology annotation, biological process: intracellular signal transduction; protein phosphorylation; microtubule cytoskeleton organization. The record is from RefSeq and is a predicted model, not a curated record. NCBI's taxonomy places the organism in Eukaryota, Metazoa, Arthropoda, Collembola, Entomobryomorpha, Isotomidae. Bases 1 to 1530 code for a protein of 509 amino acids. Gene Ontology annotation, molecular function: ATP binding; protein serine/threonine kinase activity; tau-protein kinase activity. The transcript has 9 exons. Gene Ontology annotation, cellular component: cytoplasm.